Molecule: messenger RNA, 822 nt
Organism: Colletotrichum paranaense
Lineage: Eukaryota; Fungi; Ascomycota; Sordariomycetes; Glomerellales; Glomerellaceae
Product: spermidine synthase
Exons: 3
Coding region: 1-822 (273 amino acids)
Biological process (GO): polyamine metabolic process
Molecular function (GO): catalytic activity
Source: RefSeq, a predicted model, not a curated record
AUGUGGCCCGGCCAGGCCAUGACCCUCAAGGUCAAGAAGGUCAUUCACCAUGAGAAGUCCCAGUACCAGGAUGUCCUCAUCUUCGAGUCCACCGACUACGGCAUGGUCCUGGUCCUGGACAACGUCAUCCAGGCCACCGAGCGUGACGAGUUCUCCUACCAGGAGAUGAUUACCCACCUGGCCAUGAACUCCCACCCCAACCCCAAGAAGGUCCUCGUCAUCGGCGGCGGCGACGGCGGUGUCCUCCGCGAGGUCGUCAAGCACGAGUGCGUCGAGGAGGCCAUCCUCUGCGACAUUGACGAGGCCGUCAUCCGCCUGUCCAAGCAGUACCUCCCCAACAUGGCCGUCGGCUUCGAUCACCCCAAGUCCAAGACCCACGUCGGCGACGGCUUCAAGUUCCUCGAGGAGUACAAGAACACCUUUGAUGUUAUUAUCACCGACUCCUCCGACCCCGAGGGCCCUGCCGAGUCCCUCUUCCAGAAGCCCUACUUCCAGCUCCUCCACGACGCCCUGAGGGAGGGCGGUGUCAUCACUACCCAAGGUUCCGAGAACCAGUGGCUCCACAUGCCCCUCAUCUCCAAGCUCAAGAAGGACUGCAAGGAGAUCUUCCCCGUCGCCGAGUACGCCUACACCACCAUCCCCACCUACCCCAGCGGCCAGAUCGGCUUCAUGGUCUGCACCAAGGACGCCGGCCGCAACGUCAAGGAGCCCCUCCGCAAGUGGUCCGCCGAGGAGGAGGAGAAGCUGUGCAAGUACUACAACGCCGACAUCCACAAGGCCGCGUUCGUCCUGCCCAACUUUGCCAAGAAGGCUCUCGAGUAA